Messenger RNA from Paramisgurnus dabryanus, 1553 nucleotides. RefSeq names its product family with sequence similarity 219 member B (gene fam219b). Lineage: Eukaryota; Metazoa; Chordata; Actinopteri; Cypriniformes; Cobitidae. The record is from RefSeq and is a predicted model, not a curated record.
CAAUGACAGAUGCUGCAGUGAAGAAGAAUCGCUGUAUUGUGUUGUGAGUGUUCGCAGCAGUUUAUUUGGUUUAAACAGUGUAAGCAUGAGAUUUUUCGGUCUCAUUUAAAACAUGAUUUCACAUUUCAACUUUAUAUCUAACACCCAAACAUAAGCGACAUGGAGAAGCGAGAGGAGGACGACAUGAAGGGUUCUGGAAACAGCGAGCAGCCGUGGACAGAUGAGAAACCCAGAGCCGUAGAGAAGAGAGGACCGUAUAUAAUGUCUAAAGUUCCUGCUUUUCACAUAAAACUUCAGAAACACAGAGACGCAGCUCGGAGAGCCUUGCAGAAAAGAGGAUUCACCUCAGACAGACCUGUGCUACAACAACCUCGACAUAAACCAAAGACUGUAAAGUUUAAUAGAGGAUACGCUGCCUUGAGUCAGAUUGGAGACGAUUAUCUGGUCCCUCUGGAUUCAGACAGUGAGACAGAGCUGGACUGUUCAUCUGGAUAUUCUUCAGCCGAGGUGCAUCCAGACCUGAACAGACAGCUGUUAAAGGACGGAUAUCAUCUAGAUGAAAUACCUGACGAUGAAGAUUUGGACCUGAUCCCUCCUAAAGCAUUGAGCUCAUCCGUCUGCUGCUGUUUAGAUUCUUCGUCCUGCUGCGUGCAGUGAACAAACCUCAGCACUGAACACUGAGUUUAAUGUAGAAAAGCUCAACAUUUAGUUUGGCUGACAUGUUGCACUUAUAGGAGGACACUUUCCCCUGUGGCACAGUAAAGACACAUCCUUAUAAAGCUUCUUAAUGUUUGAUUUACCAUAGUUUAUCUGUGACACCUUCAAUCCCAGUAUACUCAUAUCUGUUUAAUGGGCAAAUCUCAUGAAGAUAUGUCACAAUGAUAAGCUCUUAAUGUUUUGUGUGUGUGUCUAUAGAUGUUAAAAGUCGGGGCAGGAUGAUCUCUGUGUCGAAAUGUUUGUUUAUUAACAUUUUCAUAGCGGAUUUCCUUUAUAUGAUUUUCCAUUUCAAAUUAAUGCUUUAUGCAAAGGCCACUUCUAGAGCUGCAUACAGGAGCUAUAUACUAAAUCUAUACAUUACAGCUGUAUACUGCAGCUAUACAUCAGUUGUUUAAUCUGUGGUCUUUUCAACAGAAAACAGCUGACACUUUUUCAGCAUUCACAGCUGGAGAAUUGUCAAUAGUUUCUUAAAUUUGUCUGUUGUGAGUUGUUACUUUAGUUAAAUACCUACUGUGAGAUAUGACUGUGUUAUUUUAUAUUUAAAUUUAUAUAAACAAGUAUAUUUUAUCUACCCUUGAGAAAAGCUUUCUUAAGUAUAAUAAGUAUGUGUUUUGUAACCUUUGUGUGUAAUUUGUGUGUCUGUGAGAGAGAGGCGGAGUGUUUUGGUUUAGCAUUACACUGGGACAAUCUUUAACACUAUGCAACAAAAAACUUAUGAUUUCUUCAGUUUGUAGCCACAUAUUAGUUACUGACUUUAUAUAUAAACAUUAGCAUGUAUUUUACUGCAAGACUAAUAUAACUUGUAUUGACAUUUUUAUAAAAUAAAGGAACUAUAC